Molecule: messenger RNA, 963 nt
Organism: Arachis stenosperma
Lineage: Eukaryota; Viridiplantae; Streptophyta; Magnoliopsida; Fabales; Fabaceae
Product: transcription factor MYB3-like
Exons: 2
Coding region: 1-963 (320 amino acids)
Source: RefSeq, a predicted model, not a curated record
AUGAGCAAGAGUACUGCUACUACCACACCGUGCUGCAGCAAAGUUGGGAUCAAGAAAGGACCAUGGAGCGCCGAGGAAGACGAGAUCCUGUCCAAAUUUGUCCAGAAGGAAGGGGAGGGGCGGUGGCGUACGCUCCCCAAGCGGGCCGGGCUGCAGCGCUGCGGCAAGAGCUGCCGCCUCCGCUGGAUGAACUACCUCCGCCCCUCCGUCAAGCGAGGCCAGAUCGCUCCUGACGAGGAGGAUCUCAUCCUCCGCCUUCACCGUCUCUUGGGCAACAGGUGGGCUUUGAUAGCUGGCAGAUUACCUGGCAGGACUGAUAACGAGAUCAAGAAUUACUGGAAUACCCAUCUAAGCAAGAAGCUCAUAAAGCGAGGCAUAGAUCCAAGAACCCAUAAGCCAUUAAUCACCACCAAUUAUUCUACUACUCCUGUUACUACUUCAAAUGGAGGUGUUUUUCAUCAUCAUCAUCAACAUUCAAUCAUAAUGCCGCUGCAGCACCAACCUACGAUGACUGUGAAUCCUGCGUCAGAAAUUGGUAAUGUCAACAACAGCAAAUUUGAUUAUGCUCCAAUAAUUAGUGCUGGUGGGAACAUUAUGGAAGAGAAUAAUAAUAAUAAUAAUAAUAAUGUUGUUGUUGAUUAUCAUCAUCAUGGCGGAAAUAAUGGGAAUAAUAAUAAUGAUGUUGAGGAGGAAGAUACAUUGUUGGUUUUUCUGAAUUCUUUAUUUGAUGGUGGUAACAAUGAAGUGAUGAAUAAUAACAAUAAUAAUAAUAAUAAUAAUGAUAAUAGUGGAACAGACGAACUAGCGGUGUUUCAGCAUCAUGAUGAUGAUGAGGGUGAUGUUACAAUGUUCCCUCCACCGCUUUCAACAUCUUUUCGUCUUGAAGAUUGGGAAGCAGAAUUUAGCAAUGCACUUAUAAAUCAACAAGAUGGUUCAUCAUCAUCAUCACCUCCUAAUAAGUAA